GCUCUCGACGAGGCUCAUGCCCGCAUCGCCUCCAUGGGAGUUGACGAGAUGGCAGCUGAGCGCGUCAACAGCAACAACUCCCUGCUGAAGUACAUGGCCGACCUUAAAAACGGCGACAUCACCCUCCGCCAGAUUCAGGUUGCUGCCAACGCCAUCAAGCUGCCCGAGGAGCACCUUGCCGACUACGUCCGCGUCAAUGGCAGUGAGUUCUUGACACUUUCUUGUCUAUCCAAGUUGACGAUGCUGACGAUGACACAGAGCUGCCUGAGCCCGAGNCCCGGCCCUGGCAAGUGCACCUACGACUCCUACCCUCUUCCUCCCAAGCGCACGCGCGAUGCUCUCUCCGACAACGUCGGAGACGCCAUCAAGAAGAUUAAGAACGUCUUCAUAUGA
This is a messenger RNA of Aureobasidium uvarum, 393 nucleotides long. NCBI's taxonomy places the organism in Eukaryota, Fungi, Ascomycota, Dothideomycetes, Dothideales, Saccotheciaceae. The record is from the annotation of a GenBank genome assembly.